GUGCUGAAAGCGGCCGCCCGCCCCGUCGGUGGGCAGCGGCGCUGGAGGAGGAUGCCUGGGACCACCACCACGACGACGACGGCAGCGCGCCUCUUCCUGGCGGCGGCGGCCCUGGCGCUGGCCCGGGGGGGCUGGCCGGCCCGCGGCUGCACCCUGCGCAGCCCCCUCGAGGACGCCGCCGAUGCCGCCGGGCGGCUCCGCUUCCAGGCCUCCGACGGCAGCGAACUGCUGAGCGCCGUCUGGGCUCCCGGGCGCGACGGGCUGAGCGGCUGCAGCCUCUCGGUCGAGCCGCGGGCGGUGGCCGCCUUCCUGAGCCGCUGCCGGGCCGCCGAGGGGCUGCCUCCGCUGCCGGGCGGGAGCCCGCUCUUCCUCGGCCUGCCCGAGGCCAAAGCCGCCUGCGAGAGGGGCGGCGGCGGCGGCGGCGGGGACGCCCCCCGACGGCGGGCCAAGCGAGGCUUCACUUACCCGGGCACCCUCUGGUGCGGAGCCGGCAAUAUCGCGGAGAGCUACGAGCAGCUGGGAGCACACCAGGAGACGGACAGAUGUUGCCGGGAACACGACCACUGCCAACACGUCAUCCAUCCCUUCACCUACAAGUACGGCUAUCGCAAUUUCCGCUGGCACACCAUCAGCCACUGCGCCUGCGACAAUCGGUUAAAGGCCUGCCUGCGGGCAGUGAACGACACAGCCUCCCGCGUGGUGGGACAAGCCUUCUUCAAUGUCAUCCAGGUGCCUUGCUUUGAGUUCACCUACAAGGAGCAGUGCGUGGAGCCCUACUUCUACAUGUGGUGUAAGAACUACAGUACUGUGGCCAUUGCCGUUGUCCAGGAACCGGUGCUGUACGAAUAUGGCGGGGGCCUUAUUGACGGGCCAGCUACACACCAGCCAGUCAGCCUUUCCUCCACCGUGGCACCAAUCCAACCCCGGGUGACCCCCGCCGCUCCUGCCCAGAAGCCAGGGCAGGGUGUGCUAGAGCCGACAACCAUGUCUGCCCCCAGGGCCAAGCCAGGCCAGAAAAACCGGAAAGGCAAAGGCAAGGGGAGAGGAAAGAAGAGGAAGAAGGGGAAAGGUCUGAAGAGGAAGAAGAAAGGCAGAAAGGCUGGUGGCUUGGUCCUUUCACUUCCCACUGGGGAGGAAGCCACAUUCCCUCCCAAGCACCUGGACCCACAAGAACUGGGGAAGCUGGAUUUCCAAGGACCAGCCCAGCUGCUUGACUUGGGAGAGGAGGAUCCGUUCAACGCUAUUCUCAGCGACGAGCCUGCAGGGGUAAGCCCGGCUGAAGAGGCGGCCCAGGCCGAGAGUGAAGAGCCGGCCCUGCCGAAAAUGGCCCCCCAGCGUUCCAAGAGGAAGAGGGAGAGGAAGGGUGGGAGGACGCACAACAGAAAGAGUAGCAGCAGUCAAGACUGAGGGGUCAGGACGAGAAUUCCAGGAACCCUCUGGUGGGUCCGUGUCACCAGCAAGGCACAGCGAGCCCAAAGCCUUCCCUAGUCAAUCUGCACUCUCCGUAGGGGGCAAAUCCCAACAACAUGGAUCGUUGAUGCUCCAGAGUCUAUUGCCGGAGCGCCACUAGCCAGCUUUGGAGAAGGGAAGAUUGCUGGUGUGAGGGAGGCACAGGCAGGCGAGUGGGACAGUUCCACCCCAAAGAAAUGCAAUUCGACGACCUAAACCAUCAAAUCAGCACACCUUUGCUUGGGGUUUUGCUCCAUGUAUAUUCUGCUUCUAGUGGCAAGAGGAGAGAGAUGGCUCUGGGCUCCAUCCCCAACCUGUGUGGACUCGUCACCCACUUGGAAACUUCUUAAAAGCGAGGGCCGAGAUCCUCCGAUGGUGCCAAAUGCCUGCCCGGGAAAAGUCCAGCUGCCGAGGGGAGGCCCCACAUGAGGGAGUGGGAUGCAUGCCUCUUUUGCUCAGCUGUCUUUCCCAUUAGAGACAGGAGGUAGGAAUAGUCAACCUGGUCACUCUCUGGGCAUCCCUUUUCCACAGGUGUCACCCCCUCCCCGUACAGGGGUGUGGGUCAGGGUGACAUUCGCCACCUUGCCUCAGAUGCAGCACUAUCUUGGCUUGCCCCCAUGGACACACAGAGGCCACCACCAGGUUGAGAGAGGUCCCUUCCUGCCUCUCCCAGCCCCACAGCUCAGCUCCCUGCCCCAAAGAUAACUUAACUUGUGAUCUGCAGCCAAAAGAACUGGCUCGUGGUUGUUGGGUUUUUUGUUGUGUUAAAAUAAAUUGCCUGUGAAUUCA
Messenger RNA from Hemicordylus capensis (graceful crag lizard), 2238 nucleotides. RefSeq names its product protein interacting with cyclin A1 (gene PROCA1). Gene Ontology annotation, biological process: phospholipid metabolic process; arachidonate secretion. Gene Ontology annotation, molecular function: A2-type glycerophospholipase activity. Bases 52 to 1407 code for a protein of 451 amino acids. The transcript has 4 exons. The record is from RefSeq and is a predicted model, not a curated record. Lineage: Eukaryota; Metazoa; Chordata; Lepidosauria; Squamata; Cordylidae.